This is a messenger RNA of Chlamydomonas reinhardtii, 2124 nucleotides long. RefSeq lists its product as uncharacterized. The transcript is spliced from 2 exons. Lineage: Eukaryota; Viridiplantae; Chlorophyta; Chlorophyceae; Chlamydomonadales; Chlamydomonadaceae. The record is from RefSeq and is a predicted model, not a curated record. Bases 153 to 434 code for a protein of 93 amino acids.
CCGCCGUGGCCGGUAGCCCUGGCAACUUCGUGUCAUCGAGCUAGUAAAGCUUAUGUUAGCAUAUGGAGUAAAGUAACCCAUAUUUGAACGACACAGCGCCACAGCCUGCCGCGCUUGGUCGCGGUAAGGCUGGCGCAUCCUGGCUUCUCCCUAUGGCUGAAGUUCAACGACGCGCUAACAUAAAAGCGACGGAUUCCAUCAACCAUCAACUCGUAGCCCUAGGACUUCGCGCGCCUCUUCAUACUGUACUUGGCUGCCUCUCCUUCAAUAGAAGAGGAAUCAAGCUCGCGUGUGCUGCAGAAAUGCUGUCGCCCAACCACCAACUCCUCGGUGGCUACGCCAGCGGGCGGCCCCACUCCUUUGCUGGUGCGGGUCCAAGCAAGGCACGCAAACCCCAGUUUAAGCUGGGCGCGUCGGCGCUGACCUUGAACUGAACACUCCCGGUGAGAGAGGACCAAGCGCUUGCUUUGUCGCACUGCAAAGGGUGCAUGCAUGGUUGGGGCUUUUUUUUACAGUCCCGCGUUGCUCCAGCAGGCCGCUUGCAAACUCGUGCCCCCUCGUUGUCACCGUGCGUGCAGGACCGCGAUGGUCUGGGCGAGCAACCCAAACCUUUGGGACAAGCCAUAUGUAACGAACUGUAUCACCGACAAUGAUCGAUGCUGAAGGCUGAUGCUACUGCUGUUACUACCAUAAACUGCUGCGGCCACACCCACCCCUACUUGCGGCUGCCGGUGGUGCCGCCGCCGCUCACGCUGCGGUUGCUGCUGCCUCCGCCCUAGAUGGAGUGUUGUGGGCGAGGCAAUCCGCUGGGUGCGGAAUUCGUCCUUUUGUAGUCAAGGUCUUCUUGUUUGCAUACAAUAAAACUGACAAGCUCUUGCGCAGUACUGUGCAAUGGACAGUCACAGGCUGUCUUGGCCCGGAAGAUACAAGCGUUGCGAGAGUUCCGCCGUUCCUUCGUUUUAGCUGGGCGCGGGUUUCGUUUGUGUGGGUGUCGCGUCAGGAGAUGGCGAGGGAGAGAGGCCGUGUGCUAAUGCGCGCUGCUCCGUCGGGCCCAGGCUUGUUGUAGCCAAGAUCGUGUGCGAGGUCUGUGUUGCUCCUCGUGAGCGCUGUGGGUGCUUCUAGUCAGGUACAGGUAUAGGGUUGCAUUUGGGUCAAGAGAAUUGCAAGCGGGUUGCAUGGCGUGUGGACGCCGGUGUCAUGUGGGCCACGAUGGGGGCGCCAGCUGGGAGCACAUAUCAGUAAGCACAGCGCACACGGUGGUUGCAGUGAUUGGCCGUGACGACAGGCCACCACACAAACGUUGCCUGUCCGCAACCGGUUGGUUGCAAGGCGCCGUCAUGUUGCUUGCUCUGGUGUUUGCUCUAGUUGCAUGCUGGCGGCUGGUGUCUUGAAAACACGCCAGUUGAAUCCGAAUAAGUACGAAGUUUAUUUGGGCAAAGUACAGGAUGCAAGUGUGUGUGAUAUGUAUGGGAGGUGUACGUGUUGACUCAGGUUGACAUGGUUUGUUGCGUUUACUUCCGUGUGUGUUGGUGGUGGGAGUGAUGUUGUGCGUGCAGUGUGGCGGGUACGUAGCUCAAUCAUUAUCAUUUAUCAACGUAGGAAGACUCGAGCGCUGCUGUGCUUGUCUUACCGUAAUACUUACCCUAGAGAAGUAAGCGCCUGUGCAGUUUUGGUUCGUGAGGGGGCGCUAGAUGUGGACCGCAUCGGGCGUUGAUCUUUUGCGACGCUCAGCAAUGAGUGGCGGUGGCGUUAGAUGCGGUGAUCCGAGGACCCGGGAGACCGCUUCAGGUGCUCGCCCUUUGCCCGUUGACCAGGGGACCGGGUGCAAACGCAGACCUCGUGGGGGCUGUUUAUGGUGUUGAUGCGUGGGCGUAUGAUGUUGGGGGUUUUGCCAGUCGUCAGGGCCUCCGGAUAGGCUAAAGGGUCCAGGCACGGUUUGCUCGGGUGCGGGGGCCGGCCGGCGGGUGUACCUAAAGUGCUAGGGGCGACGGACUGUGGGUGUGAGUGCCUGCAUUGCAGCACGCUGGCUGGGUGGUGGUAAUGGUGUGCACUGACGGGGGUGGGCUGUGGGGCGGGGGUGGCUGCAGCGGCACAGUGGGAGCUACGAUGUAACAGAUGGCUCAU